Messenger RNA from Strongylocentrotus purpuratus (purple sea urchin), 4172 nucleotides. RefSeq names its product BRISC complex subunit Abraxas 2. Gene Ontology annotation, cellular component: nucleus. The transcript is spliced from 9 exons. Gene Ontology annotation, molecular function: polyubiquitin modification-dependent protein binding; microtubule binding. Gene Ontology annotation, biological process: mitotic spindle assembly; attachment of spindle microtubules to kinetochore; protein K63-linked deubiquitination. Lineage: Eukaryota; Metazoa; Echinodermata; Echinoidea; Camarodonta; Strongylocentrotidae. The record is from RefSeq and is a predicted model, not a curated record. Bases 52 to 1401 code for a protein of 449 amino acids.
UUUCGAUUUUCUGUACGAACACACAGUAGAUCAUGCAACUGCAAGCGCAAGAUGGCAGUAGUAAAUAUCAGCGGAAGUGUUUGGAGUUCAAUACAUUUUGAUAACAGUUGUCGUGAUGGCGAUCAGGAAGGAUUUCUUAUUGGUGAAGUCACAUACAGGGAGACAACAGACAUCAGUGAUUCUCAAAUGGACAGAAAAACAGAAGAAGUUGAUAUAAAUGUCACCUCCCAUUGUCACUGUAGAGAGCCAUUCAGCUUCUAUGAUACCUCUGGCCAUGUUGACCAAAUUAAGAUGUUAGCUCUACUUCGAUCAAACUACAAGAAUGUCAUCGGUUUCUAUCGCUUCCGACGCAACACAAUGCUGCAGCCUUCACUGAGAGAGAUGGCCCUCUAUCAGCGUCUCCUAGCCAGUCUACCAGGCGAACCUCAACCGGCGACUUUCAUCUUGGGAAUCUUCUCUGGCAAUAGCACCUCUAACCUAGCCACUCACUCCUUCCCUUAUCAGCUUUUCACAUACAGCUUCAAUGGUUUUUCAGCAAGAAAGGUGUCUGUAGUGAACUUAGGAGACACAGCUGAAUCAGAGUACAAACUCUCACCGGUCCAAUCUUCGUUGUCUUCUGACAAUGGAGGCUUUCAACAUAUCCUCAAAAACUACAGCACUCAAUUAUUGGGUCCAAAUGCCACGCUUUCUGGUGUUCAGACGGUUCGGAACCUCAAUAAUGACAUCCACAACAAACUUCAGGAAGUGAAACAGAAAGUGACCGAUACAGAAGGGAGGCUUGGUACUCUGGGUCAAGAGGUCAGUGAGCUGAGACGAAGAGCUCAGAGACAGAGACACGACAAGGCCGAGAGACAAAGAGUGGCUGGACAGGUCCUUAAUACCAACAACAAUGCAGGCCUUCCCAGGCUGCCGCCUUCAACAUCGUAUGAGAAACAGUUGCCUCUAGCAAUGGAAACAAAACCCACCUCCACCGUUUCUAAUACAUCAUCAUCUGCAUCCGGUGAUUGCCUUGGAUCGCAUCCAACGAUAGCCAACCAAUCUGCAGAGAAACGGUCGCCUCUAGGAACGUCCAUACCGGACAACUCCGUGGUAGAGGAACCUAUGGAAGCGAAACCGUCCGAUCCUUUUGCUGGACUCCUUAAGGACAUGAAGCAGAGCCUGUCCAAAAGCAGAUCAUCGAGCAUCAACUCUACUGGAAAGGACAGUUCCUCGAUGGAAGGCCCCGCGCAGGGCAGCGUGAACGGAGCUGAUAACAGGACGCUUGAAUCCAGAGAAGCUGAAGGGAAGAGCCAGGAGGCGUCACAAAACCCUGAAGUGAACAAUGAAAUGAACGAUGAUGACGAUGAGACUCAGAUCCAAGAUGAACAGCACUACAAUGCCACUUUGUCACCAACAUUUUAGUACAGAGAUCUUUAUCUUUUUUUUUUAAAUGAAUGACAUAAGGAUAGGUAGAUUGAGAUGGUCUGGACAUGUGGGUAGGCCAGAGAAAAGCCACUGGUUAAAGAGAGCAAUGAAUUUCCCGGUCGCAGGCUCCAACCCUGUGGCAGACCUUGCAGAACUUGGAAGGAGACAUCAGAGGAAGAUAUGUGACUAUCUGGCCUCACUUAAGUGAAUACUGAAGACAGUGGGGUUGGGUAAAGGCCAUCAAGGAAAUGAAACAUCCAACCUCACAGCAUGAGAACAUUAGAUGUUAAAUGAUUAAAUUGUGAUGAUAAUGAUGUUUGUCCAUUUAGAAAUGUGGUGCCGCAUAUUGUGGCAUGGUACAUUAUCUAUUAAUGUAAGAAAUCUAUGUUCUGAAUAACUCGCCAUGCUAGAGCAGGAAGACCAAAAGACCAAAAAGUACUACCUACUUAUUUUUCAUUUUUGUUGCUGUAUUUGCUCUUUUCAAGGCAACUUUGUAAUCUAGUCAUGAUGAGAAUUUUUUUCCACAAAUUCAAAGCAUAUUUACACUAACUGUUGAAUUUCUAAAAGAAACAAUAUCUGCCAAACAAAUUUUGUAGAAAAUUGAUAAGAGCUUAAAAUUGAUUAAAUGAAGAUGAGAAACUGAAGCUAGGCAUCCAGACUGUGUGUAGAACAAUAGAAGAUAUGGUUUUCAGUGAAUAUGAUUUGCAUAAAGUUUUUGUCGGCCUUUAGUUUAUGUUUUUUUUUCUGGUUCAACCAACCAAUCUUCUGCAUGAUACAUUUCACAUAAUUCUCCUUUGACAUGCAAUCCCAUCACCAGAACUCAAGAUUAGCUUGAACUAAGUUUUAAGCAAGGAAUUAACAUUUAAAACAUUACAAUUGGCAUUACAUGUAGAUGCUGAAAAUUACAAUCACAUCUGUAAUUUAUACUGUGACAUGUAAUGUUUGCCGGUAUAUUGAUAUUUCAAAAGCUACAUGUACAUUCAAUUACACCUAUGUACCAGUUGUCUAGAAAUCUUAGUGUUGCCAAUUUAAAGAGGGAACUCUUGUCCAUUCGCCCUUUUACAAAAUUCAUAUUCUGGAUGAGUCAGUGUAUGUUCAUUGAUAUAUCUCAUGAAAAUGAAUCACCAUCAUCAGAUAUAUAGUCUCAUGGUUGGAUAUUCUUUGCCGGUACAAAAAAGAGGUUUGAUGUACUUGUUAAAGCCCCACUGUCCUACUUGUAGCUACUUGCUCCCUCUAUAUAGAAAACUUCCCCAAUCGGUGCCUUUUGGUCCCCCAUGAUCCUCUUUUUCUUAUGUUAGUUGAGAGCUGAGUUGAUGAGAAAGCCACCUGUCGGGGACCUGGCUGGGCGGUCUAAUCCCUUCUGGCCCAGUAGUAUUGACGGUCUUUAACGUAAUUAUGCUGCAAGGAAAUUGGUGAAAAUAAUUAAAAACGGAUGCAAAAAGAAGACCAGUACAAAGCCGAAUUGAAAUAUCUAUUUUUUCUUCUUCUAUAUGUGUAAGUACGUACUUCGAUGUAGGACUGAGAAUUUUUAUAUUGCCAUUGUUGAAAUAAACAAGGUAAUAAUUUCUGCUGCAUUUCUAAAAUCUUUGUAAACUUAUUCAGAAAGGUUUGCCAGUCAUUAUAACAUGAGAUAAUUAUUCCCUUCUUAACUGUUUUUAAUCUGAAAGCAAAUGUUUCCAAAGAUUAUCAUCUUGAAGCUUAAUGUUAUUCUAUUACAAGAUGUAUCAAAGAAUUGAAUCCAGUCAUGGAAUGAAUAUGAGAGAAAUUGAUUUCAUAAUGAUAUUAAAUUUGGUUUUAAUUGAGUUAUGGUAGUGUCUACAGGAUGGAAUCGCCACUUGGUGCUCUUCAAAUCAUUCAUUAAACUUUGCCCGUUUAGACCAGGACUAGUAAAUGUUGGUACACUUUUAUGAAAACUAGCCAGAAAUUUUAGAAUUCAGUUUGAUAAAUGUUGGAAAAAUCGUUGUUUAUUAAUUCUAAAACAAGCUAAAAUCACAAUGAGAAGGGAGAGAUGUUUGAUCACGUCUGGAUCUGUAGAAGUUCCAGUAGUAUGAUAUGCAUGUGUAAAUGCUUCUAUAUUGUACAAUGUAUACAUGUGCAGUAUGUGUACGUGUGACUGGAAUGAUCGGUUUAUGUACAAUGUGUAUGUUCAAUAAUUUGCGUCAAAUACAACAUUAAUGUAUAUGCAUGUUCAUGUUUUGUUGUUGUUCAUAUUAAAAUCAGCUUUUAUUAAAGUAAUGAGGGUUACAUUUCAAAGUAAAAUCAGACAGUACACAGAACCAUUUUGUAUUUUCAACCGAAUACUGCAUGAUUUCAAGUGCGAUGUUUGGUGUUGGACUCAGUGAGUUUUUAUAACACCAACACCAGCUUUCGACACUGAACUUGAAAUCACCUAUUAUUGUUUAUGUUAUGGUUAACCUGCCUGAUUAUUUCAUCAACAUUGAACUAGCAUUUUCUUGUAGAGAUACAAUAUACCAGAUUCAUCUUUCUCUUCUGAUUAUUCAGGGGUAGCUACAAUGUUAGCAUACCUGGACUACUCAAAUAGACUUUGGACUGAGGGGGGAGGAGGGGGGGGGGUGAAAUUUUGUUUAAUUGUACACCAUUUAUUUUCAAAAGAAGUGAAACGGACAAUAUCUUGUAUUGUAAAAAACAACAACAGACUUUUCAACAUUUUAGAAUUUUUUAAAAAAUACAUGUACUUUUUCCCAAAAAUGUUAUUAUGCAUAUACGGUGUUGGUCCAUUUGAAGAAAGAAAAAAACAAACAUAUAAA